CCCGAGUAUAUAAUUUGUAACUACCCCCGUAAAUUGACAAUCUUUUCAGUCUUUAUACUCCACUGGACAAAAUGCUAGGCUAUCUCCCCCUGUUCGCGUCGCUGGCUUCCGCCGCGACCCUGUAUGCCACCCACUACAGUGGCUCUGUUUACACCCUCUCCCUCACCCAGCGCAAUGGCAAGUACGAUCUGUCGCUCGCGUCGGACAUGACCACCUGCGGCGGCAUGCCGAGCUGGUUGACCCUGGAUUGCGAAGCGAGCACCCUGUACUGCACAGGGCGCACUCUCUACUGCUCCGACGAGACCGGUGACGCGACGACCAAUGGCACUUUGACCUCUUACGCCGUCGGCAAAGAUGGAUCGCUCAGGCAGCUCGCAAAGGUGGUGGACGUCGGCGGUGGCGUCCACAGCGUCGUGUACGAAGGAGACGACGGCGCAAAGUACAUCGCCAUUGCGCACUACACCGGUUCGGCGCCCCUGCAGAUCCUGCGGUAUCAGACACCACCAGGCCCCCUUCCGCAGCAGGACUCAUCCCACCCCCACCAGAUCAUCCUCGACCCUACAGGCUCGUUCAUCCUCGUCCCUGACCUAGGCACUGAUCAGGUUCGCGUAUACGCCAUCGACAAGCAAUCGGGCCAACUAAUCACCUGCCCCAGCCUCAACUACACGCCCGGCAGUGGACCGCGACAUGGCCUCUUCUGGUCUGCUCACCACUCGCAUCGCGAUGGUCUGCGCAUCCGGAAAAAUGCCGCCAAAACCGCGCCGCAGACAAUGCUGUACACGGUCAGUGAAUUGAGCCGCCACUUUCACGCUUUCGCCGUCUCGUACCUCCCCUCUGGCUGUCUCGGCUUCCGCGAGACUCAGGACUUCGUGCCGUACCCGGGCGGUGGAGUCCCCGAGGGCGCGUCGCUGGCCGAGCUGCAGCAAGCCGGAUCAAACCUGUAUGCCUCGAUCCGCAGCGACCAUGCCUUCUCCGGCAAUGAUUCAUUGGCCACCCUCUCCCGCUCUCAGAACGGCACCGUGACCUUCCAGGAACUCACCUCCUCCUAUGGUCUGGUUCCCCGUACCUUUGUCAUCAACAAGGCCGGAACCCUGGUCGCUAUCGGAGACCAGUCCUCUUCCAACGUUGCCAUUGUCGCCCGGGAUCCAGCGAGUGGAAAGCUGGGUGACUUGGUCGCCAACAUUCAGGUCGGGGAGCCCGGGAAGCCUGGGACUUCAACAGGCCUGAGCAGCGUCAUCUGGGCAGAGUAAUUUGAAAUUUGUCAUAUCUCAAUAUCUUGCUGGAUUCACAGUGUGAAGCGAUAGCCUAGACGCACACCAAAUGAAAUCUUCAUGCAUUGCUGCCAAAAGACUAAUAAGAUGCAAUUCUGAACCAUACCCGUCCAAACCAGUAUAACCAGU
Messenger RNA from Aspergillus novofumigatus IBT 16806, 1400 nucleotides. Its product is annotated as lactonase family protein. NCBI's taxonomy places the organism in Eukaryota, Fungi, Ascomycota, Eurotiomycetes, Eurotiales, Aspergillaceae. Gene Ontology annotation, molecular function: 6-phosphogluconolactonase activity; protein binding. Bases 72 to 1250 code for a protein of 392 amino acids. The transcript is spliced from 3 exons. The record is from RefSeq and is a predicted model, not a curated record.